GCACACAGAUCAUCAUCAUCAUCAUCGUCAAACUCAUUUAUAGUGAACAUGUGGUCUCUCCCUAGAUAUAUAAAGCUACCAGUUUCGUGUAACAUUUAAAAUAAAACCAACUUUAUUCUUAUUUAAUGUCUACUAAUAUUGUUGAUCAAGUAAGAAUGUCACUUUCCUUAUUUUACUUUAUCCAAUCCUAAUAAUGUAGGAUACUCCGCCAUAUGUGCAUUCCCAUAUUAAUAUAGUUGAGAACCUCUCGUGGGGAAUUUGUCAAGGAUUUCACUUCUGAUCUUAGAAAACUGAAAUGGGUUUCACUGGGGAGUUGGUAAGAAGUGUCUUCUCCAAAAAUCGUUCUGAUGGGUCGCAUGAAAGCAAAGUGAGGCGCAAUAGUGCUGAGAAUAGAAGAUGGUUAUCUGUUAGGUCAUACUUGUGUGGAGAUGAAUUCAAUUCAGUCCUUGCAGAGAAAGAUAUAGAUUCAGUUAAGAGCUUUGAGGUAACUGUUUCACAGUCCGUACAGGAGGACUUGAAUGAUAAAGGAGACACUGAGAGUGAAGAAACUGUGGAGAAUGUAACACAGAAAAGGCCAAAUUCAAACUCCAAACAAUUGAAUGAGGAAGAAGCAGCCAUUCUUAUUCAAUCAGCAUACAGAGGCUUCCUGUUGAGGCGUCAAAAUGGAGAAAUAACAUCAAAAUCUGGAAAAGAUGAGUUCAAUUUAGUAACAGAAAGUCCAGACAGAAAGUCCAUGGGCACAUCUAUUGAAGUCCAAACCGCGAACUCCAUAGAAGUUUUUUCGGUUGAAGGAGAACAAAAAGGCAUUUGCCAACGCGUUCAGCGCAGGACCAGAACUCAAGUAAUAAAGCAAAAGGAAGACUGGGAUGACAGCACUGUAAGUAGCUAUGUUUCGAAAAUGAGGAUGCAGAAUAGAAUGGAAGCAUCAACCAGGAGGGAAAGAACACUGGCUUAUGCUUUCUCACAACAGCUAAGAAUCUGUUCAAAGAGAAGAUCUCCAAAAUUUAACAGCAUGGAAGCAAAUAUGAGUUGGAGUUGGCUUGAACGGUGGAUGGCAACACGCCUUCCAGAGACCUCAUCAGUUGAAAGCCAUGCCAUGAAGCAAUAUGACCCUCCUAACAAUAACAAUAAAUUCACAAUCAUGACAAGAUUUUUAGAUGCUGCUGCUGGGGAGGAAAAGGAGAGUUGCGGGUCAAACGAAGUGCCCCUUCAUUUUGACAACUAUUCAAUCAAUUCACCAGAAGAAAAAAUUAGCUUCAAACCACAUACUGCAAAGACCAAUUUCAAACCAAGGAGAACAGUUUCAAAAAGGAAAACAGUGCCAAGUUAUCAGUUCCAUGAAGAGCAGCCAAAGGAAAGCAAGAGAGAUGGUUCGGGCAAUGCUUGCAAGGAUAUUAAGCCAAAGCAAAAGCAAGUAGGAAGCAGGACAUAAACUACAUUAAGCACCUCGAAAGCUUCUAAUAUAUGUGUAACUUGUAACAAAAUAAAUUUUAUGUGUCUAGUAUUGAGAUGUAAUGGUUGGAUUCUCUUGUAGAUUCUUGAUUCCAUAAUCUUAUGCGUACAUUGUACAUAAUAUCAAGUGCAUGAUUGAGAUGGUUGUUGAUCUGAUUGUUUGCAAAUUCAUCCAUUAUUAAGCUGUAAAAUCAGCGCAA
This is a messenger RNA of Cajanus cajan (pigeon pea), 1652 nucleotides long. Lineage: Eukaryota; Viridiplantae; Streptophyta; Magnoliopsida; Fabales; Fabaceae. The record is from RefSeq and is a predicted model, not a curated record.